Molecule: messenger RNA, 693 nt
Organism: Chaetura pelagica (chimney swift)
Lineage: Eukaryota; Metazoa; Chordata; Aves; Apodiformes; Apodidae
Gene: ARTN
Product: artemin
Exons: 4
Coding region: 1-693 (230 amino acids)
Molecular function (GO): growth factor activity; glial cell-derived neurotrophic factor receptor binding; receptor tyrosine kinase binding
Source: RefSeq, a predicted model, not a curated record
AUGGAGCAGCGAGCGGGGCCACCGGAGCUGAGACCUGCCGGACCCACCACGUACCCACAGCCUAAGGAGGGAACACUGUGGGGGCUUCUUGCCAUCUUCUCACUGCUGGCUGGACUGGCUGCAGGCAACCUGCGAAUGCCGCACGGCAACGAGACGCUGGAGGCAGCCCCCACGCCACGGGGCAUGGCCACCACCAGCCUGGCUGUGGAGGAUAGUGUGGAGGUACCACUCACUGCUGCCUGGAGUCAGAUAUAUGGGGACAACGCAACAACAGGUGGCCCGGGCACUGCGGAUCUGGCAGAGGACCUACUGCUGCGUGCCGAGCGCUCACCGCCGGGCACCGGUAAAGCCAAGAAGGGGGCACGGAAACCAUCACGGGGGACCCGCGGGCGCAACUGCCACAUCCGCAACCUGAUGGUGAAGGUGCGUGACCUGGGCCUGGGCUUCAACUCAGAUGAGAUUGUGCUCUUCAAGUACUGCAGCGGGUCCUGCCACCGGUCACGCAGCAAUUAUGACCUGACGCUGGGCAGCCUGCUGCGACAGCAGCUCAUCACCCCAGGACCCCAGGAGCGAGUCCUCAGCCACCCUUGCUGCCGGCCCACCCGCUACGAGGCCGUCUCCUUCAUGGAUGUGCAGAACACGUGGCAGACAGUGGAGAAGCUCUCAGCAGCCGAGUGCAGCUGCAUUGGCUGA